AUGCCGGCCGAGCUGCCUGAACAGUUUGCCGGUGCAACCGGAAUUGGUGCGGAGGUUUCUUUUCAUGCCACCAAUGAAGAGAUUAUGGGCAAAGUGGUUGCCAGCGGCGGCAAAGGAUACGAUGUACUUUUUGUUUCGUCACCUUUUGCAGAAGCGUUAAACAAGUUGGGGCUGACAGCACCAAUUGAUGCCGCGAAAAUACCUAACCUGAGGAACCUGUACAAAGAAGCAGGCGAGCUUGCCUAUGAUCCAGGCAAUACGUUUUCAAUACCGUAUGCAUGGGGUACCACAGGACUGUGUUAUCGAUCUGAUCUGGUUAACGGCACACCAGACAGCUGGAACGACCUGCUGUCUCCAAGCGACGACCUGAAAGGGAAAGUGACCAUGCUGGCGACCGAUCGCUGGUUAAUGGCUGCCGGCAUGCUGGCGAAAGGAUAUUCGGUGAAUGAAUCUGACCAGGCCAAGAUUGAUGAAGUUAAGGAUCAAUUGAUCGAAACCAAGAAAAGCCUGCUGGCAUACGAUGACACAACGUUUUACUCUAAGCUGGUAUCCGGAGAAGCCUCGUUGGUGCAUGCAUGGGACGGCUGGUGUAACUAUGGUAUUGCAGAAAACCCUGAAAUUAAAUACGUCAUCCCAAAAGAAGGCACUGACCUCUGGGUUGAUACGAUGGUCAUCAUGAAGUCGUCGAAUAAUCAGGAUGCUGCGCACACAUUCAUCAACUACAUUCUGGGUGCAGAAACCGGCAAAUGGGUUGUAGAGAACAUUAUGUAUAAAGUGCCCAAUCAGGUGGCAAUGGAGUCUAUCGAUUCAUCGAUGAAAAUAUCUUUCGAAAACAUUGCAAUACCCCCAUCACAACUGCUGCAAGGCGAACAGCUGCGCGACCUGGGCAAUACGCAAAAGGCUUACACCCGCGCUGUAUCUGAAAUAACCGCAUCGCAAUAA
Molecule: messenger RNA, 942 nt
Organism: Nerophis lumbriciformis (worm pipefish)
Lineage: Eukaryota; Metazoa; Chordata; Actinopteri; Syngnathiformes; Syngnathidae
Source: RefSeq, a predicted model, not a curated record